This is a messenger RNA of Gavialis gangeticus (Gharial), 4776 nucleotides long. It is a transcript of the gene KCNH6, whose product is annotated as potassium voltage-gated channel subfamily H member 6. Gene Ontology annotation, cellular component: membrane. The record is from RefSeq and is a predicted model, not a curated record. The transcript is spliced from 16 exons. NCBI's taxonomy places the organism in Eukaryota, Metazoa, Chordata, Crocodylia, Gavialidae. Gene Ontology annotation, molecular function: inward rectifier potassium channel activity. The coding region runs from base 43 to 3666 and encodes 1207 amino acids. Gene Ontology annotation, biological process: potassium ion transmembrane transport; regulation of heart rate by cardiac conduction; regulation of ventricular cardiac muscle cell membrane repolarization.
GGCCUGAGGGCGCCCCGCCGCCGCGCCCGCAGCAGCAGCAUCAUGCCGGUGCGGAGGGGCCACGUGGCCCCGCAGAACACCUACCUGGACACCAUCAUCCGCAAGUUCGAGGGGCAGAACCGCAAGUUCCUCAUUGCGAAUGCACAGAUGGAGAACUGCGCCAUUAUCUAUUGCAAUGAUGGCUUCUGCGAGAUGUUUGGUUACUCCCGGGUGGAGGUCAUGCAGCGCCCUUGCACCUGCAACUUCCUUACUGGGCCUGACACCACCAAGAACUCCAUUUCACAGCUGACACAGGCCUUGCUGGGCUCUGAGGAGUGCAAGCUGGAGAUCCUCUACUACAGGAAAGACACAUCGUGCUUGCGGUGCCUGGUGGACGUGGUUCCAGUGAAGAACGAGGAGGGGUCUGUCAUUAUGUUCAUCCUCAACUUCGAAGAUCUGGCGGAGCUCAUGGCCAAGAGUGCCAGCCGGAGCUUCCACCAUCGGCUGUCCCAGAGCUGGCGCUCAGGUCAAGGUAGGAGGUUGAAGUUUAGUCUCCCGUCCCUGCGGCGACUCACAGUCCAGCGGAAAUCUCUGCCCACCAGUGAGUUUGAUGGAGUAGCCAUUGACUAUGGAAAGCCUGGUGGCGACUCUUUGAUUAUGAGGGACUUGAAGACUCCACCCAAUGAGAACUGUGUCCAGUCAGAGACCGAGUCCCUCCUGGAAAAGGAGAGGAUGCCGAGCCUGGAGGCCAUCCCCACCGCACAUCACUCGUCCCUGAAACAAGAGCCUCCCUUCCUGAGACCACCAGGGUCAUACGCGGCCUGGGGUUUGGCUCGGUUGCGCGCCAAGGGCAGCUUCCACAGCCUCCGCAGGGUCUCCUCCUUGGACAACUUUGAGGCCACGAGGUCUGAGUUCCAGAGAAAAUGCAGGGAGAGGAGGGCAAACUCAGAGGCCUCCCAUGUCAAGCCCAGCCCCCAGAACUUCACCUCAGACUCUGACCUCAUGAAGUACCGCACCAUCAGCCAGAUCCCCCAGUUCACCCUCAACUUUGUGGAGUUCAACCUGGAGAAGCAUCGCUCGGGCUCCACCACAGAGAUUGAAAUCAUCGCACCCCACAAGGUGACGGAGCGCACCCAGAACGUCACCGAGAAAGUCACGCAGGUCCUGUCACUGGGUGCUGACGUCCUCCCGGAGUACAAGCUGCAGGCUCCACGGAUCCAUCGAUGGACCAUCCUGCAUUACAGCCCCUUCAAGGCUGUAUGGGACUGGCUGAUCCUGCUGCUGGUCAUCUACACAGCUGUCUUCACGCCCUACUCAGCUGCCUUCCUGCUCAAUGAGGAGCAGGAGGAAAAGCGUUGGGACUGUGGCUACUCGUGUGACCCCCUCAACAUCAUCGACCUCAUUGUGGACAUUAUGUUCAUCAUUGACAUCAUCAUCAAUUUUCGCACCACCUAUGUCAAUGUCAAUGACGAGGUGGUGAGUCAUCCUGCCAAGAUUGCAAUCCACUACUUCAAGGGCUGGUUCCUCAUUGAUAUGGUGGCUGCCAUCCCCUUUGACCUUCUCAUCUUCCGCUCUGGCUCGGAUGAGACAACCACCCUCAUUGGGCUGCUGAAGACGGCACGACUGCUGCGCCUGGUGCGCGUGGCCCGCAAGCUGGACCGCUACUCAGAAUAUGGGGCAGCCGUGCUCUUCCUGCUCAUGUGCACCUUUGCCCUCAUUGCCCACUGGCUGGCCUGCAUCUGGUAUGCUAUUGGCAAUGUGGAGCGGCCCUACAUGGAGCACAAGAUCGGCUGGCUGGACAACCUGGGUGACCAGAUCGGCAAGCGCUACAAUGACAGUGACCUCUCAUCUGGCCCCUCCAUCAAGGACAAGUACGUCACUGCCCUCUACUUCACCUUCAGCAGUCUCACCAGCGUCGGCUUCGGCAACGUCUCCCCCAACACCAAUUCUGAGAAGAUCUUCUCCAUCUGUGUCAUGCUUAUCGGCUCCCUGAUGUAUGCCAGCAUCUUCGGCAAUGUCUCAGCCAUCAUCCAGCGCCUGUACUCAGGCACAGCCCGCUACCACACCCAGAUGCUGCGGGUGAAGGAGUUCAUUCGCUUCCACCAGAUCCCCAACCCACUGCGCCAGCGCCUGGAGGAGUAUUUCCAGCACGCCUGGUCCUAUACCAAUGGCAUUGAUAUGAAUGCGGUGCUGAAAGGCUUCCCUGACUGCCUACAAGCUGACAUUUGUCUCCACCUGAACCGCACCCUCCUCCAAAACUGCAAAGCUUUCCGGGGGGCCAGCAAGGGCUGCCUCCGUGCCCUGGCCAUGAAGUUCAAGACAACCCACGCACCUCCAGGAGACACUCUCGUGCAUUAUGGAGAUGUCCUCACCACCCUCUACUUUAUCUCCCGCGGCUCCAUCGAGAUCCUCAGGGAAGACAUUGUGGUGGCCAUCUUAGGGAAGAACGACAUCUUUGGAGAGCCCAUCAGCCUCUAUGCCCGGCCUGGGAAAUCCAACGCAGAUGUGCGGGCACUGACCUACUGUGAUUUGCAUAAAAUCCAGCGGGAGGACCUCCUGGAAGUCCUGGACAUGUACCCUGCCUUUUCGGACAAUUUCUGGAGCAACUUAGAGAUAACUUUCAACCUGAGAGAUGCAGAUAGCAUUCCCCGCUCACCGCUCAGCGAGGAGUACGACUGCAACUACCGCCGUGUGCGCCGGCGCAGACACUCCCUCUGCAAACCCAAUAAGACUGAUGCUGACGCUGGCAUCUCAGAUGCGGAGCAGUAUCAUACCUACUCUGAGCUCACCAACACCAAGAACACCCUCAGCAAGGAGCAGUGGGAUGACCUGGGCAGCAGCACCACCCCCUGCUCCCAGACCAGUGAUGAUGAAGCCAAACCUGCCAGUCCCACGAAAGCUGAGCCCUUCCUCGCCUCUGAGAAGGAUGAUUUUGUCCCGCCUGUGCUCAGCUUCGUCACCACCAACAACAGGGGCACUGACAUCAGCAGGCAGUCAGCAGAUGGCAGCCAGUCUUACGCAGCCACCCCCUUGGACAUCCCCAGUAUGUUCACCUUCUGGGAGGACAGAAAGCCAAACCUCCACCCAGAACCCUUGCAACACUUGUCCCUGGUCCACAAUUCCCAGGACCUUCCUCUGCACAUUGACUACCGGCCAGGCCAGAUUGAGUCCAGGCUGGAGCUCCUGCAAGCCCAGAUCAGCAGGUUGGAAUCCAGGAUGUCUUCAGACAUUAAUAUAAUCCUUCAGAUGCUGCAGCGCCAGCUGUCCCAAGUGCCACCUGCCUAUAGCCCCAUCUCGCCAUCCUCCCAUAAUCUAGCCAUGUAUGGCAUUGUUCCCAGGGGCAUGGAGCCUGCUUCACCAUGCACACCACUUCAGGAAGAGGAUCUGACUCCUCCUGGGCAGAGCCCAAGCUAUACAGAGAUAGAAAAGUUUCACUUGAAAUCCAGGGACUCCUUGUCAAGUGGGAUACACCUGACUGUGGCAUCCGAUGAAACCAUGACCAUCAACUCUGAGCAGGAACACCAUUCUCCCACCCUCCCCAUCCCAGAGCCCCACCAGAGGGCACCAAGUACUCCAGGACUUUACCGGAGCAUCCGUUUCCCUUCGCUCCCUGAGUAUCUUGAGGCAUCUUCUGAACACCUGGACAUUCAGAGACACCUCUCUGACCCCCUGCUCCCUGGAAGUUAGAGACAUGUGAGCUUCAAGCCAAGUCUAAAGGAACCUCAGCUAAGAACUCAUGUAGCAGAUAUUGAUUUUGACCAUGGGGGUGAGAGGUGGAGGACCCAGUUAUUGGCUCAUGAGAACAAUUUUUGACUGUUUUCUGCCAUGAGGAGGAGAGUAUAAAACGGGUGGCUUCAAAGACCAUCAUUCUCCCGCAGUUUAUGUAGAGUAGAUAUCAACUGCACAUCAUAGAGUGAACCCAAAGCAGCUCAUUCAUAAAAAGCUGCUGGGCUGGUUGGGUCAGUAGGUACCCACUUUCUCUUCCUUGCCAAGGCAUUCCCUGACAUUGGUACAAAUCCUGUUGACAGAACCAGACUAGGCCACAAGGAUAGGAAGGCAAAUCCUUGGCUGUCCACCAAGAGGACACCCUGCCAUCAGUUCUCUUGAGCAGGGGCCAUACCUGCCUUUGCAUUUAUACCACGCCUAGUGCAAUGGGGCCUUUGUGAUACCAUAGCAGUACAGAAGGUACUCCAUGGAGGGGAGAAGUGGGGAACUGACAAUGACAUAUUGGGAGGAGCUAAAGGCUUAAAGUCCAAGGUAUGAAGGGGCAGUUCUUGUCCCACCUAACUAACAUUAAAGAACAGGGAGAUGGUGGUCAUCAUCUCUCCAUGUUGCCUCAGUGCAAGCUCCUGAGUGCAGGCUCCUGCAGCAAAGCUGAUGGACCUAGAAGCUGGCCCAAAAAUGCUUCCUCCAGCCUGCAUCCAACUUUCACAAAUCCCUGGCCCCUUUGCAGAUGAACCCAACUGUUCCCUGGCUUGGGUGGAAAGCACAAAACUCAUAAGCACAAUCCUGGAAAGCAGAUGAGGAAACCAGCCCCCAGGCACAUUUUUGGCCCUUCCUUCAAAAAAGCCUCUUUUGAUACAGAUAGACGCUUUCCCUGAGGAAUCCCUGUAGCUCCCUGUAGGAGGGCGCCCGACUGCCCCAGCCACCCUGCCACUUGGUUAGAUGCUGUAAUGGUCCUAGGCUGCCUGCUCAAAUAACGUACUGAGCUCCCUGUGAGAGUAGCAAAACUGUGAGCAUUUCUUUCUCUGAAGUUUUAGCAUACACUUUGCUAAUAAAGAUGUUUUUGGCACCUAA